AAGCCCGCCGCCGGGAGGGGGCUUGGGUCGGGAUGGAGACAGGAGGAGCCGCCGUUGCGGGCGUACGGGCGGGGUGAGCCGCCGCCGCGGCUGAUUGUUGACAUUCUGUCCACGUCGAGAAGUGAGCUCUGGGCGCCGUGCGUCGGAGAAGGAUCGACAAGACCAUGCUGGCGAGCCUAAAGGUCAAGAAGCAGGAGCUGGCCAACAGCUCGGAUGUGACCUUCCCAGACCGGCCGCUGUCCCCUCCUCUCACGGCACCUCCCACCAUGAAGUCGGCGGAGUUCUUCGAGAUGCUGGAGAAAAUGCAGGGGAUCAAGCUUGAAGAGCAGAAGCCGGGCCCCCAGAAGAACAAGGAUGACUACAUCCCGUACCCCAGCAUUGAUGAGGUUGUGGAGAAGGGAGGCCCGUACCCCUUGAUUGUCCUGCCCCAGUUUGGGGGCUACUGGAUCGAGGACCCAGAGAACGUGGGGACGCCGACCUCCCUUGGCAGCAGCAUCUGUGAGGAGGAGGAAGAGGACAGUCUCAGCCCCAGCACAUUUGGCUAUAAGCUCGAGUGCAGGGGCGAAGCCAGGGCCUACCGCAGGCACUUCCUGGGGAAGGACCACCUAAACUUUUACUGUACUGGCAGCAGUUUGGGGAACUUGCUCCUGUCCAUCAAGUGUGAGGAGGCGGAGGGCAUCGAGUACCUUCGGGUCAUUCUCAGGUCCAAAGUGAAGACAGUGCAUGAAAGGAUCCCCUUGGCUGGAUUGAACAAGUUGCCCAGCGUCCCUCAGAUUGCAAAGGCUUUCUGUGAUGACGCUGUGGGGCUGAAAUUCAACCCUGUCCUGUACCCCAAGGCCUCCCAAAUGAUUGUGUCCUAUGAUGAACACGAUGUCAACAACACGUUCAAAUUUGGGGUUAUUUAUCAAAAAGCCAGGCAGACCCUGGAGGAAGAGCUGUUUGGAAACAAUGAGGAGAGCCCAGCUUUCAAGGAGUUCUUGGACCUUUUGGGGGACACGAUCACACUGCAGGAUUUCAAAGGUUUCCGCGGGGGCCUGGAUGUGACCCACGGACAGACGGGGGUGGAAUCCGUGUACACGAUAUUCCGGGACAGAGAGAUCAUGUUUCAUGUCUCCACAAAGCUGCCAUUUACCGAGGGAGACGCCCAGCAGCUCCAGAGAAAGAGACACAUUGGGAAUGACAUUGUGGCCAUCAUCUUCCAAGAAGAAAACACACCGUUUGUCCCAGAUAUGAUUGCCUCCAACUUCUUACACGCCUACAUUGUCGUGCAGGCUGAGAACCCGGGCACGGAGACCCCGUUCUACAAGGUCUCAGUCACGGCCCGGGAAGAUGUGCCUGCCUUUGGCCCCCCUCUGCCUAGCCCUCCUGUUUUCCAGAAGGGCCCGGAGUUCAGGGAGUUUCUGCUCACCAAGCUCACCAAUGCAGAGAACGCUUGCUGCAAGUCAGACAAGUUUGCGAAGCUGGAGGACCGGACGAGGGCCGCCCUGCUGGACAACCUCCACGAUGAGCUUCACAGCCACACUCAGGCUAUGCUGGGACUGGGCCCAGAAGAGGACAAGUUUGAGAAUGGGGGCCAUGGGGGAUUCCUGGAGUCUUUCAAGAGGGCCAUCCGUGUGCGCAGCCACUCCAUGGAGACCAUGGUGAGCAGCCAGAAAAAGCAGCACAGCGGGGGCAUCCCUGGCAGCCUCAGUGGGGGCAUCUCGCACAACAGUAUGGAGGUCACCAAGACUACCUUCUCGCCUCCGGCGGCGGCGGCAGCAGCAGCGGCGAAGAACCAGUCACGGAGCCCCAUCAAGCGGCGGUCAGGGCUCUUCCCCCGGCUGCACACAGGCUCUGAAGGCCAAGGCGAUGGCCGGACAAGAUGUGACAGUGCAUCCAGCAACCCCAAGACCCCAGAUGGUGCACACUCUUCUCAGGAGAUGAAGUCUGAGGCUUCAUCCAACCCCAGUUCUCCAGAAAUCUGCCCUAACAAGGAGAAGCCCUUCAUAAAGUUGAAGGAGAAUGGCCGAGCCAACAUCUCCCGCUCAUCCUCCAGCACCAGCAGCUUCAGCAGCACGGCGGGGGAGGGAGAGGCCAUGGAGGAGUGUGACAGCGGGAGCAGCCAGCCGUCCACCACCUCGCCCUUCAAGCAGGAGGUGUUUGUCUACAGCCCGUCUCCGAGCAGCGAGAACCCCAGCCUGGGGGCCGCAGCCACCCCCAUCAUCAUGAGUCGGAGUCCUACAGAUCCCAAAAGCAGAAACUCCCCGAGGUCAAACCUGAAAUUCCGCUUUGAUAAGCUCAGCCACGCCAGCUCUAGUGCGGGUCACUAAUGUGAAAGAGGAGUCCUUCGCUUGUCAAAGGGAAGCCCCGAUUCUGUCUUGGAGAAGCCCCUUGCCCAGCAGUUUGGGGGUGCCAUCCACGACUCUGACCAUCAUAGCCCUGCUGCCCCACCAGCCACCUGCCCACCAGACCAGCCGUCUGUCCCCAUGUCCCCAUCUGGCCUCCGCCCUGCCUGUCCCCUAGCUAAGGCACCCUAUGAGCACUCUCCUUCUCUGGACAAGGCCUCCUCCCUCCAGUCUCCUCCUGCUCCUGACUGCCCAUGUGAUGUGUGUCUGGCCCAUCCGUCAUCUUGUUUUGUGCACAGAGGAAAGAGUUGGGCUUGGGGGGAUCUGGGACCUGGGGACUUGGUCAGAGACUAGUGGGGCAGAGAGUAGUGAGGUGGGGGCGCGGGGGCCAUCAGCAUAGUACAGCACAGGGAGGGAGGCAGCCUGUGCCCUGGACGUGGCAGGCACAGUGAAUCCAUUUAGUGGUGGUGGAACCAAGAUUUGUAGCCAUCCUCCAUGAUGUUGUGACAGGAAUCAGUAAUGUUGCUCCCACACCUUGUGCUUCUGUGCUGGGGGCUGCUUUCUUGCCCACCUUCUGACUUCGGGCCUGGCACUGCCUCUAGUCCUGUGGCCAGUGUGUCCUGGGUGCCGGCAGCAGAGGCGAGACAGAACUGUGUGUGUGUGGAGGUGGCCCCGCGUCAUUGCUGUGGGACAAGCCCCGGGUGGGUCUUCCCCUCGGAGUGGGUGUUUUCCCCAAGGAGGGAUGGGUAACCCCGAGCAGGAAGGAAUUGAGGAAGAACAAGCUGACGAGCUGUGCUCUGGGGCCUUGGCUGGGUGGGGAUUAGGCCCCUGCUGGUGGUGGAGGCUCGUGGAAGAGUUGCCUGAGCCCCCUGCUGAGGUCAGAGCCGGGGAGGCGAGGCGGGGUGCUGACCUGUCCACCUCGGUCGAUGUGUGGACGCAGCAUGUAGGCGUGAGGAAGGAGCGACAUCCCUCUGGGAUUUCUAUUCUUGGCGUCUGUAGUGGGCCCAGAGCUACCUUUGGGCUCUUUACAGCUGCUGUGCCCUUUCGCCUGGUUGGUCCUCCGAUCCCCUUCAACCGUGGGUCUGGAGGCGAUGGUCAUGUUGGCGGGAUUUUUAUGACGUGGGCCCCAGCUGGAGGCAGCUCAGAGGCUGCCUGCUGCCUGCCCCCUUGGCCAGAGCCAGCUCACUCUCGGGAGAAGCUCCCCCUUUCCCUGCAUCUCACCUGUCCUUGUCUGCAGGGCGGAAAGUCGCUUCUGCAGCCCAGCCCCUGGUGGAGGGUAAGGCGGGGUGUCCUCUUCAGAGCCCUGUGGGUGCUGGCACUUAGGGUGCGUGGGGCCCUGUGACACGGGAUAGCCCUGGGGCCUUAGGCUGGGCCCCUGCUUCUGGGAGCAGGUUUCUACCACCUGUUUCAUCUGCAUUGGGAUCUGGGCCUAUUCCAAAGUCAAAGCAAUCCCAAGUCAAUGUCAUACUUGUUUUUGACUGAUGUGACAGUUUCCCCAUUGCUUUGCCAUUAGAGCAAAACCUUGAUCCUUUGUCUCUCACUCGUGUGGACAUGGCGGGAUCCUGUUUGCAGGCUGGGUGGACCUGUCCCCUCACACUAUUUGGGAAAUGUGUUUACUUAAAAUACUAGUCCGGUAAAAUUUCUUCCAGUGAGAAGGUCAACAAGCGUCUGUUUAGGUUUUAUUAAAAAUCACUGUAGCAGCACCCACUGCUGGAAUGAGGUCUGCGGAUUCUGGCAGUGUUCUGUUGGCUGGCUUGCUGAAGGAACUUGAAAGGUCAAACUUCAUUUAAAAGAAAACAACAACAACAACAACAAAAGUCCAACUAGUCCAGGUUCUGGCUUGCUUCUCAGGUAGCUGGUAUUUACAGCUGCUUGGUGGUUGUGUUGUGUUGUGGUCUGGGGGUCCUCUGGAGUUUCCUGGUUGUGCCCACCCUGUUCUCAUACCUGCGUUGGGAACCUCAUACCUGCUUUCCUCUGCUGUUCCGGCUGCUCCUUCUGCAGCCCCCACCCGCUGGGAGGGCUGUGUCCCUGCCUCUGAGCCAGGAUGGCUGAGAGUGUCCAGGGACACCGGGAGGCACAGACAUGCUCCCUACAAAACAGACCUGAGAAGUGGUCUCUACCUGCUCUUAGCUACUGGGGGGUGCGCUGGGCAGAGUCUGAAAUGUCCCUCUCUCUGGGUCCCGUUUUACCUUCUUUAGAAAGCCCGGCUCAUCUAUGGCUCCUAGAGUACACAUGAGCGCCCCUGAGGUCCUAGGGCUGAGGGGGAGGAGGAGGACAGGGAGUGGGCAGUCUUAAGUCACCCCUCUGGACCAUGGGGUGGAUAGCUUGGGUUCAUGAAGGCUGCUUCCCCCAUAUCCUCUUGCAUCUGCUCUGACUCAAAGUUUCCUUUUAUUGCUGCGCCCAGUCUUGGGGCUCAAAGAUUUGCUCAAGUCUCCUUGGUCCCUGGGACCAGACUCAUCCUCACGGUGCUCAUGCUGGUAUUUGAGGCACUCUGCUUGUGAUCUGGACACAGGAGAAGUGUUUCCUGGACAUGUCUCUGCCUCUGGGAAGGGCCUGACUCGUGGAAGAAGCUGUAUUGGUCAGGCUUUGCAGGGCACCCAGAUGCCUCUGCUCAGUGAUUCUUACUUAAUUAACUACAGAUGCAGAAUGAGCUUGAGAGAGAAGGUUGGAGCUAGAGUUUCUAAUGAAGGGAAAUGAACGAAUGAAUGAAAAAUGAGUGAAAACUGUUGUAUGGUUUCAGCCUUGUUGGUAUCAUCUCGAUGUCUAAGGCUUCCAGGCCUCUACUGACAUCUAAUCCAUCCAUACUCUCAUCCCGCUGAGAAACCUUGGGCCCGGUGAGGGGACAUGGCUCACUGGGGGUCGCACAGCCAAUGAGUGGCAAAGCUGGGAUUGGAGCCCACAGCCCAGCCUGUUCUUCAGCUCCACCUACAUGGUCGGUAGAACUGGUGGCUGUGCUUGCUGGGGUCCUGAGUUUCGGAGGACCUGGCCAGCUAGUACCUGGGCACUGGUUGGGAGCUGUCUGUGGUCAGUGUGGGAUGUCAGUCUCUUCAUUUUAUGUGCUCAGUUUUCCAGGGAGGGGGCUGGGGUUUUGGAUGCAGCUUGAUCAAAGAAAGAUUUUAGUGGACCAUUCCUGGUAAUCUCAGUUCUUCAGCUCUGGUCUGUAAUGGGGGUGGAGGCCAGGGAAGAGAGCAGUUAGCAAGCCCUCAGUUUCCCCAUCUCAAGUUCAGAAGAAAAGUGGUUAAAGAAAACUCUUCUCCCUGAUCUUUAAACAAGGGUUGUUAAUAAAAUAUAGGCUCCUGUGCUGAUGUGGGACAAGAGCCAGAGUCACUUUCUUACACUGACUGGUUAAGGUGCCAAUGCAAACACUACCUUCCUCAUUUGAUUCUGAGUCAACAGAGACAGGUUGUUAUUGGGGAACGGCCAGGGUCAGGUAGGUGGCUGGCAGGGGACCCACGACUCCUCCCCAGAACUCUAGCUCCCUUUCUCCAAGGUGAGAGUGGGUCAGUGGAGUCUGUCAAGUCUGCCAAGGAACAUUAAAAGCUCUGCUGUCUGUUUUACUACUGACCCUCGCCCACCCCAACCCUAUAUCUCCCUCCUUUCAGUCAGACCAUCUGCCCCUUUGGGAGAAAGGAGACCACCCCUACCAGGGCCAAGGAUGGUAGACCCCUGCCUAGUAAGAGGCUGUUGGGACAAUGGCUCUGUCCUGUGCCUUAGUGGCACUGGGGAGAGGGUGUUUGGCUGGAAGACUGGAAUUGAAAGGCCAUCAUCUUUGAUUUUGUAAUAUUUCCACUUGGAACGGUCAGUUCCUCCUUCCCGCUCCUUAGCAUGUAUGCCAGCGCUCCCGUCAUGGGCGUUUCCCUUCUACACUCCAGCCCCGGGAGUGCUGAUGUUCUAGUGUGAAGAGAUCCCUUUGUGUGAUAGAACUUAAGACGUGUAGCUCGGAAAUGAUGAUCCGUGUGCUGAUGACUUUUCUUUCUUUCCUCUUCUUGAGGAGGUGAUUUGUAGACCCCGACUGCCUAUGUAAUGUAAAUAAUGUACAUUUAAUUUAUUGCUAUGGUAGCACAUUGUAUUUGUUAAUGUAUAAAACAAAUUCUAAAAGGUCGACAAAUGUAUAUUUUGUUGCUUAAAUGUGUCUUUGCAGAAAUUGACAAUAAAUAACAUAUUUUG
Molecule: messenger RNA, 6491 nt
Organism: Neogale vison (American mink)
Lineage: Eukaryota; Metazoa; Chordata; Mammalia; Carnivora; Mustelidae
Gene: RAP1GAP2
Product: RAP1 GTPase activating protein 2
Exons: 25
Coding region: 165-2309 (714 amino acids)
Biological process (GO): activation of GTPase activity; regulation of small GTPase mediated signal transduction
Cellular component (GO): cytoplasm; plasma membrane
Molecular function (GO): GTPase activator activity
Source: RefSeq, a predicted model, not a curated record